CAAAUUCUAAGCCUUGUUUCACAACCACUUGCGCCUAAUCUCAUUUUUCACCUCAAAAACUUUUUAUUUUUUUAUUUUUUCAUUUUCCUUUGUCUCCAUAGCUCUUCUUGGCCCUUGCUCUAAGUAGGCUGAUAUCGAGGCAGCAUAUGUCUCACGAUAAGUGUACAUAAUAUAAUUAACAUCUAAUUAUAGGAUUAUGAUGGCUAAUUUACAAGCUAAUCAUCAAAUAAUCAGCAUUUAUAGAAAACUCUCCAAUUUUGGUGAGUUAAAGUUACAUCCAAUUGUAAUUACAACAUCAUUAGUUCUACAAAAACAAAAGUCUUUUAGGAAUGGGUUGUUUAAAGUAGCAUGUAGUAGUAUUACUGAUAACAGUAGCAGCAGCAGCGGCGGCGGCGGCAGUGCUCUGGUGCAGCAGAGUCCACCUAUCACAGAUGAGGAACUGGGGAUGAUGAUUGAUCAGACGGCUGGUAGAAAUGAUGAUAAUAUGGGGAUUGAGUAUUUGGUGAGGGAGUAUGGAUGGAAGGUAAGGAGGAUGGCAGAGGAUAAAAGUGAGAUGAGGAAGGUGGCUCAUAUUCAAGCAGAGGCUUUUCAUGAUCCUUCUCCUUUCUUUGAUGAUUGGUUCUUUAACUUCUUCAAGGCGGAAGUACUUGCUGGACUUCUCUAUAGAUUACGCAACUCGCCUCCAGACAGGUAUGCAUGUCUGGUGGCAGAGCCUGCAAAGGAGUAUGAUAUGGAUGCCUCAAUGGAUUCUCAGGCACAACACGAACAACAUCAACUUGUUGGCGUUGUUGAUAUCACCGUAUUAAGAGACAGUGAUGUUAUGCAACACCUUCAAGGAGCUCCGGAGUAUCUCUAUGUUUCUGGAAUCGCCGUUUCCAACAACUUCAGGAGACAGAAAGUAGCAAGUGUGCUGCUGCAAGCCUGUGAGGUAACAGCAGUGUUAUGGGGGCAUGAGUAUCUAGUGCUAAGAGCAUACGAGGAUGAUUGGGGUGCGCGUACAUUGUACACCAAUGCUGGCUAUAAACUAGUAUCUACAGACCCUUUUUAUGUUACUUGGAUUGGGAGAAAACGUCGAAUCCUCAUGAUCAAAAGAUGCUGCUAGCUAGCACCAUUCAUUCUAUGCUUGUGUUUUGCAGGGAAUGGAUUGUCGGAUUGAUGGAUGAUGUUGUUGGGAAAGGAAGAAAAACAGUGUUCUGUAUUCAUUUGGAGCAGAGUUGGCUUAUACCCCAAAUGGAAAUUGAAAUUACAUGUAGAUAAACUUGGUUCCCCUUAUCAAUUUGCAUUCAUUAGGAAACUUAUAAGGCUUAUUAUGAUGUACGGAGUACUUAGCCUAAGGUGUUGUAUAGGGCUAGUUUGGUUUUCUAGGAAGUGAAGAGCAAAGUAGUUAUUUGGUUGA
Messenger RNA from Spinacia oleracea (spinach), 1396 nucleotides. RefSeq names its product GCN5-related N-acetyltransferase 10, chloroplastic. The transcript is spliced from 4 exons. The record is from RefSeq and is a predicted model, not a curated record. Gene Ontology annotation, biological process: mitotic sister chromatid cohesion. Bases 197 to 1102 code for a protein of 301 amino acids. Gene Ontology annotation, molecular function: N-acetyltransferase activity. Gene Ontology annotation, cellular component: NatA complex. NCBI's taxonomy places the organism in Eukaryota, Viridiplantae, Streptophyta, Magnoliopsida, Caryophyllales, Amaranthaceae.